Molecule: messenger RNA, 2208 nt
Organism: Colletotrichum abscissum
Lineage: Eukaryota; Fungi; Ascomycota; Sordariomycetes; Glomerellales; Glomerellaceae
Exons: 10
Coding region: 1-2208 (735 amino acids)
Molecular function (GO): oxidoreductase activity, acting on paired donors, with incorporation or reduction of molecular oxygen; heme binding; iron ion binding
Source: RefSeq, a predicted model, not a curated record
AUGCAGUUCGCCGAUGCUCUCUUACGUCUCUUGUGGACUUACAGGUCCAUCACGGCUCUCGCCGUGGUCUCGGUCUUCCUUCUCGUCUUUACAUACGCUCGAAGCCCGAGACGGCGUCUUCCGCCAGGCCCGAGAGGGCUGCCCCUCCUCGGAAACGCCCUCGACGUCCUCAAAGAUCCGUGGCUGACUUUUGGCGGCUGGAUGAAGACGUAUGGCACCAUCAUGCACUUCACCGCUGCCGGAAGCGAUGUAGUCGUCCUCAACGACCUCAAGACCUCGUUCGACAUCUUGGAUCGUCGCGCUGCCGUCACAGCAGACCGGCCCGGUAACGUCAUCAUAGACAUGAUGACGGGGUCCUGCUUCGUGCCUUUCCAGAGCCAGAACGCAAUGUGGCUGCGCAUGCGCAAAGCCUCCCACACAGCGCUCCGCAGCAUCUCCUUCCCAGACAUCCGCCUCGUCCAGCAAAAGGAGGCUACACUCCUGGCGGCGGACAUGCUCAAGGACCCGCGGGACUGGCUGUCGCACCUACACCGCGCGAUAUCCUCGGCGAACAUGAACCUGGUAUACGGCACGCCUUCCCUCGCGUCGGCCAGCGAUUUGAAGCUGGUUUGGCUUGAGGACUUUGUCGCGCGGUUGACCAAGGCUGCGCUGCCUGGUGCGCAUUUGAGUCAGGUCUUCCCUUGGUUGAGACAUGUACCAUCUAAAUUCGCGCCUUGGAAGAGGCGGGUGGAGGAUUCGUUUGCGGCGGACUCUGCUAUCUUUGGAAGUUGGUUCGAGGAGGCCAGACUUAGAGGUGUCAAUGGCGGCAACUGUCUCGUCAAAAGCUUCAUCAAGGACCAGAGCCGGUGCAACUUAUCCGACACGGAAAUCAACUGGCUCGCGGCGAGCGUCAUUGCCGGGGCAAAGUCGAUCACGGGCGUGCUCGAGUGGUGGAUGUUGGCUAUGGUCGUUUACCCCGAGGUGCAGCAGCUCGCCCAGGAGGAGCUGGAUCGCGUCGUGGGACGCGAGGCGAUGCCGAACUUUGCCGAUCACUACGGAAAGCUACCUUACAUUCAAGCCAUGGUCAAGGAGUCACUUCGGUGGCGACCAGUCGAUCCAAUAGGUCUUCCACAUCAGAGCUCCGAGGACAUAUGGUAUGAAGGCUGCUUUAUACCAAAAGGCUCGUUGCUCAUCCCCAACGUCUGGGCCAUGAACCGCGAUCCGCACACGUACGGCCCGGACGCCCAUCACUUCAACCCAGCUCGGUUCCUCGAUCCCAAGACUGGGCAGCUCAAGCCGCUGGCAGCGGAGACGAAAGAACAGGGCCACGUCACGUUUGGGUUUGGCCGCCGGUUGUGCGUCGGGCGCCAGAUUGCGAAUGAGGAUCUCUUCAUCACUAUCGCGACGGUGCUUUGGGCGAUGAAGAUUGAGCCGAAGGUGGGAUACGAUGGGUUGAAUGUCCCUAUAGAUGUUGAUGGAUGUGUCGAUGACGGUGUCGUUGUACGCCCGGUUCCGUUUGAGUGUACCACCAAAUCUCGGUUUCCUGAGGCAUUUAAGACCCUGCAGGCUGCCGAGAACUAUAUUUCCAUUCACUCCCUCACCAUGCCGGAACCAUGGGAUGAUCAGAUCGCGCACUUCCAAGGGAUACCGUGGUGCGCCAAAGUGCUCUCGGAACCAGGCAUCAUCGCCAGACCCCUCGUCAGCCGCGAAUUCGACCCAGAUAAUCGCAUCUUUGAAUUCUGGGGCUCCACACUCUUCAGCGCGGCCACGGUGCCCUUCUUCAUCGGCUGCUUCCACAUGCCCUCGCCACCACCGGGCGCCGACGGAAGCCCUCCUGAUAGCCGGCCCCUCGACGAAUUGUACAUGACCAAGGUCCGCUGCUUCCUGACUCUCGGCCAUGGGCUGAGCACGCUCAAGAAGGAGUGGUGCCACGGCGGUGCUGUCGCGGCCAUAUUCGACGAGUGCAUGGGUGCGAUCGGUUUCAUCAACAAGUUGCUGGGGUUCAUGCCGAUGCUGCCGCAGGUCACACAGAACUUGAACAUCACGUACAUACAGCCGGUGCCGACCAUGUCGACGGUGGCUUGCACGGCGGUCUUGAAGCGGAUGGACGGGCCUAGGAAGUUCUUGGUCGGGGCGGAGAUCACCGACGAGCUUGGUACGGUUCUUGCCAAGGCGGAAGCGUAUUUUGUUGGGAUGGAGAAGCGGAAGAAGAGACAGGAGAAGCUGUGA